Molecule: messenger RNA, 1169 nt
Organism: Centrocercus urophasianus (Greater sage-grouse)
Lineage: Eukaryota; Metazoa; Chordata; Aves; Galliformes; Phasianidae
Gene: AP4S1
Product: adaptor related protein complex 4 subunit sigma 1
Exons: 8
Coding region: 452-886 (144 amino acids)
Biological process (GO): protein transport; vesicle-mediated transport
Cellular component (GO): intracellular membrane-bounded organelle
Source: RefSeq, a predicted model, not a curated record
AAAAUGGCUGCCCCAGGGAAGGGAGCCCAGCUCAGGCCGUGAGGGGCUGCGCCUCUGCCAGCCCCGUCGCCCGACGACGUCGCUUCGCCCGCCGGACCUCGCUCAGAGAAUCGUUUCCACUCCCUGAAGAGUGCAAAGCCUGGACAAGCAGUGUGCACUCUUCAGCAGCGCUUACUGACAUCCCUGACUCAUCCGUCUGAGGGAACCAACAAGAGGGCACUUCUCUUCUUGACAUAAAGAGUCUUCACUCUGUCUAGGAGGUGUCCUCCACAAGAGCAGAUAAAAAAGGAAUUUUCAGAGUAAGAGGGAUAAAAGCUUUCUUGCAGAUGUACGGUAGUGCAAAGGAAGAGCUCUCCUUGAUAGCUGAUGCAUCCUCUGAAAUAAUCUUAUAAAUUCCUACAUCCUAUAGAUUCCUACAUUCAAAUUGACUGUGGAACUCAACAAAAAAAAAAUGAUAAAAUUUUUUCUUAUGGUGAACAAACAAGGUCAAACUAGGCUCUCCAGGUAUUAUGAGCAUAUAGAAAUUCAUAAGCGGACAAUGUUGGAAGCUGAAGUAAUCAAAAACUGUCUCUCUCGUUCAAAGGAUCAAUGCUCUUUCAUUGAGUAUAAGGACUUUAAGUUGGUAUACCGACAGUAUGCAGCCCUUUUUGUAGUCGUUGGAAUCAAUGAGACAGAGAAUGAGAUGGCAGUAUAUGAACUAAUUCAUAAUUUUGUGGAGGUUCUGGACAAAUACUUCAGCAGAGUGAGUGAAUUAGAUAUCAUGUUCAAUUUGGAUAGAGUGCACAUCAUACUGGAUGAAAUGGUGCUAAAUGGCUGCAUUGUGGAAACAAACCCCAGCAGAAUUCUUGCGCCGCUGUUUGUGCUCGACAAAGUGGCGGAGAGCUAGGAAGAUGCAAGACUGACUGAAGCAUUUAACAAAAGAUGGUGAAAUCCUCUAAAGCAUACCAACAAGCAAUCCUCUCAUUUUGCAAGACCAACUCGUGCAAUAUUUAAAACAGCUGAAAAAUAUUUCCUGCUUCUCCUGUACCCUGAAAAAGACAUAGAACCACAAAGUGGAAACUUUAUUUUCAGACUUGCUAAGGACACAGCAGAAGCCUUUCUAGAAAAAGAAACUCCUCAAGAAUUGUUUCUUCUUUCCAACAAACUAAGAAUAAAGCAAUGGAAACUUA